This is a messenger RNA of Lucilia cuprina (Australian sheep blowfly), 1582 nucleotides long. It is a transcript of the gene Arc42, whose product is annotated as short-chain specific acyl-CoA dehydrogenase, mitochondrial. Gene Ontology annotation, molecular function: flavin adenine dinucleotide binding. Lineage: Eukaryota; Metazoa; Arthropoda; Insecta; Diptera; Calliphoridae. The coding region runs from base 124 to 1353 and encodes 409 amino acids. Gene Ontology annotation, cellular component: mitochondrion. The record is from RefSeq and is a predicted model, not a curated record. Gene Ontology annotation, biological process: fatty acid beta-oxidation using acyl-CoA dehydrogenase; butyrate catabolic process. The transcript has 3 exons.
UAGCACAACGACCAUCUGGCAACUAUAAAUAAUGUGUUUUUAAUUCUUUUCAUUUGCAAUUAUUUUUUUUAAUUUCUUCAGUUCGGCAGCAACUUUACCACCAGACUGAUCAAACUUUACAAAAUGUUGAAUGUAUUAAGGAACUCUUUAAAAUUGGGUCAUACUCGUGGACCCCUGCAACAGGUUAAACGUAACAUUGCCUGUUUGUCGGCUUUACCUGAAACGCAUCAAAUGUUGCAAAAAACUUGCAGGGAUUUUGCCGAUAAUGAAUUGGUGCCCAAUGCAGCCAAAUGUGAUCGUGAGCAUUUGUAUCCUGAGCAGCAGAUUAAAAAAAUGGGUGAAUUAGGUCUGAUGGCUGUAGCGGUACCCGAAGAGUUAGGUGGCACUGGUUUGGAUUAUUUGGCAUAUUCCAUUGCCAUGGAAGAAAUAUCCAGAGGAUGUGCAUCGGCUGGUGUUAUUAUGUCUGUUAAUAAUUCCCUGUAUUUGGGUCCUAUUUUGGGUUUUGGCAAUGAGGCUCAAAAACAAAAAUUUAUUACUCCCUUUACGUCGGGUGAUCAAGUGGGAUGUUUUGCCUUAUCCGAACCUGGCAAUGGCUCAGAUGCUGGUGCUGCCUCUACAACAGCUGUGGAUAAAGGUGAUCAUUAUCUAUUGAAUGGCACCAAGGCCUGGAUCACUAAUGGUUAUGAAGCCAAGUCAGCUGUAGUUUUUGCCACCACCGAUAAAUCUCUCAAACACAAAGGUAUUUCUGCCUUUAUAGUACCCAAAGAUACGAAAGGUUUUUCUUUAGGCAAAAAAGAAGAUAAAUUGGGUAUACGUGGCUCUUCCACCUGUCAGUUGAUCUUUGAAGAUUGCAUCAUACCUAAAGAGAACAUUUUAGGUCAACCUGGUUAUGGUUUUAAAAUUGCCAUGAAAACUUUGGAUGCCGGUCGUAUUGGUAUUGCCAGCCAGGCUUUGGGUAUUGCUCAAGCAUCUUUGGAAUUGGCAGUGGAUUAUGCUCAAAAACGUAUUGCUUUUGGUAAACCUAUCUCCAAACUUCAAGCUAUUCAAGAAAAAAUUGCCGAUAUGGCAGUUAAAGUAGAAUCUGCACGCCUCUUGACCUGGCGUUCGGCCUGGUUAAAGGACAACGAUAAACCCUAUACCAAAGAGGCUGCUAUGGCUAAAUUAGCUGCUUCAGAAGCAGCCACCUUUUGCAGUCAUCAGUGUAUACAGGUGUUGGGUGGCAUGGGUUACGUAAGUGAUAUGCCAGCCGAACGUUAUUAUAGAGAUGCCCGUAUUACGGAAAUCUAUGAGGGUACAUCGGAAAUUCAACGCUUGGUAACAGCUGGUUCUGUUAUUAAGGAAUUGAGUGCCUAAAAAGGAAGGAAGAAUUAAAAAAUCGAAUGUUUUGCAAAGUUGUUUUUUUAAAACAAAAUAUUUUUUAAGUGCAUUUAAUAUUAUACAGAACACACAGACAUAUCUGCCAACACUAUUAUUGUUAAAAAUAAGUUUAAAAUAUACAAAAUUGUUUUAUUUUGAUAAAAAAGUGAUACAUUUUUAACUCUUUAAGGGUUUUCUUUAAAUAAAUUUAUGGAAAAAAAACUUA